GCAGGGAAGCAGCUGGAUGUACGCGAACCGUGACCUGCAAUUAUUUAUCAUAUUCAUUUUUUUUUUUUUAAUGCAGAGGAGCUGUUUAUACAGGCGUUAAAGUCACGAACGACCAGUGCACGGGCUGUUUAUUUAAUGCCCGAGAGAAAAUAUAAGUUUGCUAGCCUGGUAUUAGCUUCAUGUAACUGAUGACUUAGCUUGAAGGCUAGCUAGGUAGGUGAUGAUAGCGGCGUCUCAGCCGCUGGAUUUUUUUUUUGUUUAUUAAAUAGACGUUUGUCAAUCGGCAUUAAUUAACUUCUGACUGGUUGACCCGCACUGAACGUCACAUUUAAGAUAAGUUGUUACCCUGCUAUUGUCUUUUAGAGUAGUUAUGCGGUAUAGGUGUAACUCGAGUGUCUGUCACUAAUGUUAGCUCGCAGAUUAGAAGAUUCCGGGUCGAGCCAGGAAAGGUUUUCUCUGCUGCACAGACGCUCUAAACACAAAAUAUUGCUUUUUAAAUGUUGCAGCUCGGUUUUAAAGUGUUAAGAGGAGUCAGGCGGAGCUACAUAGUACGUUAUUGUAACUUCUUGUAACCCCGUUUGAGCGACGGUUUACUUCUCUAUGACAUAAAGAGCCAUGUCUUCAUGGGUGUCUGAAGCAGGAGAAUGAGUGCUUGCUUGCGAGGGAGAGGAUGCCACCGUCUUUCACUGAAGACUGUCCUGCUUAAUAUAUCGAUUAGCUGACCAUCAACUGAGGGGAGGAUUGGGAAGCCUACAGAGUCUCAGCGUGAGAAGCUAGCGCCCCCGGCUUUCUUAAUUAGUCUCGAUCAGCUCCUCUGUCCCAUGGCUGCUGUUAGUGGGGUCAACAUGCUGUCCCAGCUCGUAGACGUGGCAGGUCCAGGAGGAGCAGGGCUGCCCGCUGUGUCCUUAACCAACUCGUCGGUGCCCUCCAGCCCGACGCCAGGUACUGAUAACCGGGGGUGCGAGAAUGGCGCCUUGAUGGACUCGUUUGGGAUUUUCCUGCAAGGACUUCUCGCCGUGAUGGCUUUCAGCACGCUCAUGUUGAAACGCUUCAGGGAGCCCAAACAUGAGAGGAGACCCUGGAGGAUCUGGUUCCUGGAUACCUCAAAGCAGGCCAUAGGGAUGUUGUUCAUCCACUUUGCUAAUGUCUACUUGUCUGACCUCACAGAGGAAGAUCCCUGCUCACUAUACCUCAUUAACUUCCUGUUAGAUGCUUCUCUGGGCAUGUUGCUGAUCUACGCUGGGGUGAGAGCUGUCAGUGCUAUUGUAGAGUGGAGGCAGUGGGAUUCUCUGCGUUUUGGAGAAUACGGAGAACCAGUGCAGUGCACAGCAUGGUUGGGCCAGUGUAUCCUCUACAUCCUCAUCAUGAUGUUUGAGAAAGUCCUUAUCAUGCUGGUCCUCCUCAUUCCCCAGUGGAAAAAGCUGGCUCUCCUCAACCCCAUAGAGAAUCCUGAUCUGGAACUGGCCAUCGUCAUGCUCAUCGUUCCAUUCUUCGUCAACGCCCUCAUGUUCUGGGUGGUAGAUAAUUUUCUAAUGAAGAAGCACAGGACAAAAGCAAAGCUGGAAGAGAGAGAGGAGGAUUCGCGGGGAAACAGCAAGGUGCGCUACAGACGAGCUCUAUCCCAUGAUGACUCGGAGUCAGAGAUCCUUUUCUCAGCAGAUGAUGAAAUGGAUGAGUCAGAUGAAGAUGAUGUUCGUCGGUUAACUGGCCUGAAGACGGUGAAGAAGAAAAAACUUCGCAUGGGGAUCCCUGUUUGACCUGUGUGCCUCGCUAAAGUGCUACAUUCGAAUUUCCUCUGGUAGCUGUUCACCACACAGGCCCACACAUACAUUCCCCGUUCCUCCACAGGUUCUGAUAUCAACCUCUUUUCAAACAUAGGAUGCUCUCUGGUGGCAGAAGACUUUACUGUUAUUGGAAUCCCUGCACUGUUGACUCCUGGAGGACUCCUGCAUAAACUGUUAAACCUGGGAUUUAAUUUAACAAGCUGGGAGACAUUUCUGCAGUUAACCUGGUACUUUGGAUCACUGUUGCAUUUUGGCACUCCUGUAGCGCGUGUUGAGUUUAAAGAUGUUUGGGAAAAGAAAACUCAUCUACCAUGAGCAUAUUGAUGUUAAAGCUUAAAUGUGAGUCAAGUAGGAAAAAGGUAACACUGGUUUAAUACUGUUUGGACUUCAGUGGCAGUGUGUAUGAUAUUGUGUCCAGGACCAGGUUAGUUAGACAAAUCUAAAUGGCCACAACAGAACCAGACAUAAUGCAAACAAAUCUGUUGACGCAGUUGAUUACAUUUUAUACUGUAACAUGUCCCCUAAAGUGAUUGUAUUCCUGAUGUAGUUUCAAUGUAAACGUUGUGCUUUGUUUUCUCAUGUUGACACACCACCAUGGCCUGUGUGUGUGUGUGUGUGUGUGUGUGUGUGUGUGUGUGUGUGUGUGUGUGUGUGUGUGUGUGUGUGUGUGUUGUGUGUGUGUGU
This is a messenger RNA of Seriola aureovittata, 2468 nucleotides long. RefSeq names its product STIM activating enhance (gene stimate). Lineage: Eukaryota; Metazoa; Chordata; Actinopteri; Carangiformes; Carangidae. The transcript is spliced from 8 exons. The record is from RefSeq and is a predicted model, not a curated record. Gene Ontology annotation, cellular component: cortical endoplasmic reticulum; membrane. Gene Ontology annotation, molecular function: calcium channel regulator activity. Bases 822 to 1757 code for a protein of 311 amino acids. Gene Ontology annotation, biological process: activation of store-operated calcium channel activity.